UUAAAAACAAAAUCUUGUUAUAGAGAGGAAAUUAGAGCACAAAAUCCUCUGUACUUUUGUUUUAUGGAAAUUUUAAAUAAAUAAAUCCUUAUUUUGAGAAACAAAUUGUAAUUUGUUUUGACUAAGGAAACCUACCACCAAAAAAAAAAAGAAGGGUGAAAACGUCAUUUAAAAGGAGAUAAACAGUGGUAAAUGAUGCCAUUGUCCUUCACUCUCUGAACUCUUGAAGUCUGAAGACAAAGAAUAGAAAACAUAAAUCCUUAAAGAAGAUUGCUCUACAACAACGAAGAAGAAGAAGUAGAGAGAGAGGAACGGCGCCGUGAAAACUGAAUUCGUCACUGAGGUUGUGGAGGAGAAAGAGUGAUGGAGUCAUCAAAAUGGUGGUGGAUUGGAAAUCACAACACUACUAAUUUCUCUCCUUGGCUUCAUUCUACUCUCUCUGAAUUGGAUGAAAAGACAAAGCAAAUGCUGAGAGUGAUUGAUGAGGAUGCGGAUUCUUUCGCCGCAAGAGCUGAGAUGUAUUAUAAGAGGCGACCUGAGCUUGUAGCCGUGGUGGAAGAAUUCUACCGUUCUCAUCGCUCCUUGGUCGAGAGGUACGACUUGUUGAGACCUUCUUCUGUGCACAAACAUGGCUCAUCAGAUUAUCAUGACAAGUCAUCAUCAACUUGUGAUGAUGUGUCUUCUUGGUCUGAGGUUUGCGAGACUCAUGACGAGUACGCAGAGUCUGAAGUAGAUGACGGUGAAAGGAAAUGGGUUGAUGAUGAAGGUGAGAUCGAUGGCAUUGUCGAGGAGAUGGAAUCAUCGCAAGUCGGUUAUGGUGAAGGUAAUGGAGAUUAUGAGAUGAUGAAGGAAGAGAUAGAGAGGCUGAGAGAGGAGAAUAAGGUUUACAGGGGAAUGGUGAUGGAGAAAGAUGAAGAGAAGAGAGAAGCUAUAAGGCAGAUGAGUUUAGCAAUACAAAUGCUUAAAGAAGAGAACUCAGAGCUCAAGAAACGUGUUUCUACUGUUGUUGCUGCAAAGAAUAAGGAAGGUGAUAGUAGUUCUCGGAGGAAGCAACAAAUGUGGAAGAAGCCAUUGAAAGGGUUGUGGGGGAAAGUAGUAGGAAACUGGGUCCUUCCAAACACAGAUUCUACUGCCAGAGAGCUCAUGACUCUUUAGACAGAGAGGUCUGUGUGUGUGUGUGAUCAAGAACAGAAAGAAACUGAGGAAUUUUCUUGAAAGGUUAAACAUCUUUGUACUCUGUGAGAGGGGUAGGGUAUACUCAAGUAGUAGUUAGUGUAAUGUUUCAUAGGAUUACAGAUUUACAGUUAUAGCUAAGUCCAUGAAGGUUUGAUUUACAUUAUCUAUAUAGUUGGUUUUCCAAAUCAAUUUUUUUGUUCUUUAAUAUCUGCAAGUUCUUUUUUAUGUGUACUAUUGAUGGUUAUAAUAAGUUGUUGUUACAAGUA
Molecule: messenger RNA, 1442 nt
Organism: Camelina sativa (false flax)
Lineage: Eukaryota; Viridiplantae; Streptophyta; Magnoliopsida; Brassicales; Brassicaceae
Source: RefSeq, a predicted model, not a curated record